CGAGAGGACACACAAAUCACAGAUGCAGCGGCUUACCGUUCGACAUCUCACACGCUCUGAGACAGCUACAAUCAAAAGACAGAGAAGUUUGAAGGCUUUCCUGGAAGCUGCGGACUCGAAUAACGGACUGGGAUCAUGUCUCUGGAAGUGAAGGAAAAGACAGAAGUGCGCUUGGUGUUCAUGGGAGCAGCAGGUGUGGGAAAAACAGCCCUGAUUAAACGUUUCCUACAAGACAGCUUUGACCCCAAACACCGGCGCACGGUGGAGGAGCUCCACAGCAAGGAGUACGAGGUGGCUGGAGUCAAAGUGACCAUCAACAUCAUGGACACAAGCGGCAGCUACUCCUUCCCGGCCAUGAGGAAGCUCUCCAUCCAGAACGGAGACGCAUUCGCCCUGGUCUACUCCGUGGAUGACCCCGAAUCCCUAGAAGCCGUCAAGAGACUGCGUGAGGAAAUCCUGGAGGUCAAGGAGGACAAGUUCACCCCCAUCGUGGUGGUGGGCAACAAAAAAGACCGACUGCAGGAACGAAGGGUAUCGGCGGACGACGUUCUGGUGAAGGUGGAGCUGGACUGGAACAACUGUUUUCUCGAGGCCUCGGCUAAAGAAAACGAAAACGUGAUGGAGGUGUUCAAGGAGCUGCUUCAGCAAGCAAACCUCCCCAGCCGUCUCAGCCCGGCUUUGCGCCGUCGCAGAGAGACCUUUCCCAAGGACAUGAGUCUACGACCACCCAUGAACAAGACCAACAGCUGCUCCGUCUCCUAAAGAUGGCAAGAAAAAGAUUUUUUGAGAACGAAAAGGGUUGAGUUGCUUCUCAACGCCAAUGUUGAAGAUGAGGAAGGCUCUUCGAGGGCGUGCAAAUAAGCUUUUGUUACAUAGCGAAACCUCCCCUUAAUCCUGCUCCAAAAUCAGCGUCCUCCGCAGUGAUGAAGGAAGAGGGAUUACAGGCGAAGGGGAGAAAGAUCAAAGGACAAUGAACUGUUGCAUUUGUGCAAAGAUUCUCUUGAAUGUUCUGAUACUGGUUUUGAGUUCCUGGAGUUGUGUAAAGAGCUACUGCAAUGUUCAGUCACGCAUACGUCAAAUGACAUUGCAAUAUUGUAAUGCCGUAGCAUUAAUGUUUUUUACCGUAAUUUAAAAUUUGACCGUAUGACAUUCUUGGGUUUACAAAGUAUUGAAGUCACGUGUCCAUUUUCUAAAUGUCUGCGCUGUGCACAUGCACUUUUAUUCUUUUGAAAACUCAUUUCAUGCACUGGUGUCUUUUUCCUUUCUUUUCUCCGUUUCUUCGGGCGAUUUUGUACAUUCUCAGUUUUCUUUCACAUGUAAAGGAAAAAAUAAAAAGAAAUCUAAUGGCA
Messenger RNA from Puntigrus tetrazona (Sumatra barb), 1349 nucleotides. RefSeq names its product rasd family member 4 (gene rasd4). Lineage: Eukaryota; Metazoa; Chordata; Actinopteri; Cypriniformes; Cyprinidae. Bases 136 to 762 code for a protein of 208 amino acids. The transcript has a single exon. The record is from RefSeq and is a predicted model, not a curated record. Gene Ontology annotation, molecular function: GTP binding; GTPase activity.